Messenger RNA from Myripristis murdjan (pinecone soldierfish), 3078 nucleotides. It is a transcript of the gene shcbp1, whose product is annotated as SHC SH2-domain binding protein 1. The record is from RefSeq and is a predicted model, not a curated record. NCBI's taxonomy places the organism in Eukaryota, Metazoa, Chordata, Actinopteri, Holocentriformes, Holocentridae. Bases 146 to 2248 code for a protein of 700 amino acids. The transcript has 13 exons. Gene Ontology annotation, biological process: fibroblast growth factor receptor signaling pathway.
CCAGGGAAAAUUUGAAAGUACUUUGGGCGGAUAGAGUUUUUGAGAUUGUGCGGAAAAGCAAGCAAACAGACAGAGCGACAACACCGGCUCUUUAGCUCUCAGGGACUUACUUAGCAAAGUGUGUAGCACCUCGCUUUACUUCUUCAUGGAGCCAGAAGCUCGGGAAAACACGGUGUCGGAGAAGAAUGAGGCUUCGGACGAGGUGGACGCGGUGGAGCUCAGUCUGGACUCCUUCGUCAACGUCGAGCUCAGCACGGAAAACAACAGCGGCUCUGAUGUGGCACAGAAUGCCUUCAGUGCAAGUCAAGCGCUGUUUCAGAAUGAUGAUGAGGAGGAUGAUGAAGAUGAUGGUGAUGACAGCGGCACAGACCACUGGGUUUCUGACCACAAGUCAGGAACCCAGCUUCAGAGAGCUGAGCGCCAGGGAGGCAACGCAUGUCUUCCUGACACCUUCCAGACCAACCACCUCCUGUUCUAUGAGAGGUUCAAGGCUUACCAGGACUACAUGCUGGGUGAUUGUAAACAAUCAGAGGUGAAGGCCUUCACAGCAGACUACCUGGAGAAGGUGGUGGAGCCAUGUGACUGGCAGGCCCUGUGGUCUACAGAUGUCUUUGAUGUUCUGGUGGAGGUACAAGAUGUGGACUUCAGCGAACUGAAGGCCAGUGUGAAGCUGGUGCUGCCUCUGCAGUGUGAGACCAGGGGCUGUGAGCUCACUGAGGAGGCCAUGAAUGCGCUGCUGGAGGCGACUCAGCACAUGGUGCCGCUGCAUGAGCUUCAGGUGGUCUACGAAGAGUCUGGGGACUUUGACCAGACUGCCCUUUCCAUUGAACAUCUCAGGUUUUUCUACAAGCACAUCUGGAGGAAGUGGGACGAGGAAGAUGACGAUGAUGAUUUUGACUAUUUUGUUCGUUGUGUGGAGCCUCGUCUCAGACUCUACUACGACAUCUUGGAGGACAGAGUCCCAGCAGGCCUGGUGGCAGAGUACCAAUCUUUGCUGGCCCGCUGCUCCCAGUGCUUCCAUGAGUUCUCCUUGCUACGUAGUGGGCUCAGCAGUGACUCUGACUCGGAGCUGGAUAAUGUGUCCAUGGUGGAGGGCUUGAAGCUCUAUGAACAGCUGGAAACCUUCAAACGCAAGCUGCGCAUAAUUGAGAACCCAUUGUUAAGGUAUGUGCUUGGCUACAAGGGUAAUGCCAGGCAGCAGUGUGUCCAGCGGGGUCCCAGAGCAGCAGGGAUCAGGGUGGUCCACAUAGUCUCAGCCUCCACCACUGCCAGCCAGCUCCAGUCUCUCCUCAAUGACAGACUGCUGCCGCUGUGCUCUGCUGGAGACACUGAAGUCCAGUUCCAUAGUGACCCAGUGUUGGCGGUGGGUUCGUGCUAUCAGAACGAUAUUGUCAUUAUUCUCCCCGGACACUACAGUGUUACCAGCUCCAUCUUCCUGCCAGACUCCAUCACUGUAGAAGGUUUCGGGCUUCCUGACGAGGUAGUGAUCGAGAACAAAAACAAGGGUGACUCGUUUGUUGAGUCCACGGGAGCUGAGAUCAAAAUCUCCAAUGUCAAGUUCAUUCAGCAUGAUGCUAUUGAAGGCAUACUGUGUGUGCGUCAGGGGUCUCUGCAGAUGGAGAACUGUGUACUGCAAUGCGAAACCACCGGUGUGAUUGUCCGAACGUCUGCCCAGCUCAGCAUGGACAUGUGUGACAUCUAUGGCUCUAAGGGGGCCGGAGUGGAGAUUUACCCCGGCAGUGUGUGUAGACUGGUUGGCAACGGCAUCCACCACUGUAAGGAUGGGAUCCUCAUCAAGGACUUUGCUGAUGAGCAUGAUGUAAUGCCCUCCAUCACCUUGGAAAACAAUGUGAUCCACAACAACGAGGGCUACGGGGUGAUCCUGGUCAAACCCAACAGUGGAGAAGACCAGACGGACCAGCCAAACCAGGACAAAGCUGGAGAAGAGCCUGCAGCGGAGGAGCGUGGACAGACAGCUGAAGAAAAACCGGAGGGAGACGUUGCAGAUCUUGCUGUCAUUAGCCGUGCUUCCCCGAUGUUAACAACACCGACCAGCGGUGGCGUGGAUGGUGACGUAGCCGCCAGCUCAGCCAGGAAGUGGCGUCUUUGUCGCCAGUUGAGCAGAAACAAGGAGUCGUCCUCCAGCCGAGCUGUGGAAGGUCUGAUCGACCACCAGAUGUUCGUCUCUAUCCAGGGAAACCAGUUCAAACGUAAUGGCAUGAGCGACUUCGGCACCUUCCUCUACUAAGUGACCACACUCUGGACUGACUCGAGGCCGCUAUUUGGUUGUAGGGGUGCCAUAUCAUUUGUCAUGAGCUUAAAAGAAAGGUUUACUUUUGACAGUGAGGACAUUUUUAAGAAAUAUUUAUUUUUUUGAUUGAAAAAAGGUUUCAUUUUCAUCAUCAAAUAAAUAUUACCAUUAAAAAAUCUCACUGUCAUCUAUGAGGUGGCACUCUGACAGAGAUUAUCUUUUGCAGGAAGUCAGCACAUUGAAUUAUGCCUUUAAGUGACGGUGGUUGAUCCUCACUUUUGCACACACUUUUAUCUUAUUUAUUCCUGUCGGCGCUCAACUUAAAAGGCUGCACUGGCUUGUGAGUGUAUGCAUAAUUGUAAAUGUUUUAAAAGUGGGUUUUAACAAACGGCUAGUUUCAAAUACACUUUUUAAUGAGCUUUGCAAUGAUUGAAAUAAUUGUAAUUUUGAAAGUUGUUGACAAGCCUUAAUGUAGAUGUAAUAAACUGAAUUAUCCUUGAGAUGUUUUUUUUUUGUUUUUUUUUUUCAACAAAUAUGUUGUGAAUUAUGUUGAGUUCCUAUCAAAAUAUUCACCAGAAAGUUCCUUUGUUACACUUUAUUAUCAUGAAUUUUGUUUGAUUGUCACACACGGUGCCUAAGAUGUCUUACUUUGAGUGAUGUAUUUGAUGGUUAUGGGGAGUCACUUUUUUCUGCUUUGAAAGUUAAUGAUUUCACAUGAAUAUGUAUUUUUUGCACUUUUCAGACAUCUCUCUGUGAACACCAAUAGCCAAGUGUAAAUAAAAUUAGUCCAUGUGUAUGCCUUGACCUUCCCUUCUUGCUUUUAGCAA